This is a messenger RNA of Cuscuta campestris, 532 nucleotides long. Lineage: Eukaryota; Viridiplantae; Streptophyta; Magnoliopsida; Solanales; Convolvulaceae. The record is from the annotation of a GenBank genome assembly.
CAUCAUAUAGCCUCUGACACAGGAUAUGCAGACAGGGUCCGUGAUUCAUCGGUCCAAUGAUGCCGGUCCACUCUACCCCAUGUGCCCAUCAGCAACCCAGGCCCAAGCCCAUGCUGUCUCCGCUGAUCCAGAGCUCUGGCACCGGCGUUUGGGCCACCCUAGCCAUGCCGUCCUUCGUGGAGUUCCCAGUUUAUCUCAUGCGACAAUGGCACCGAAUAUCGAAACACCCCCCUCAAAAUAAUUUUCGAAAAUCUUGGCAUCACCUUCCGUUUUUCUUGCCCCCACACUAGUCAACAAAAUGGUCGUGCGGAACGCACCAUUCGCACUCUCAACAACACUGUCCGCUCUCUCCUCUUUCAAGCUAACCUUCCUCCUCAAUUUUGGGUCGAGGCCCUGUCCAUGGCCGCGCACCUUUUCAACAUACUACCCACCACUACUCUUAACUUCCGCACACCUCAUGAAGUUUUCUAUGGUCACCCCCCCACCUAUUCCCACCUCCGUGUGUUCGGCUGCCUCUGCUACCCAAAUAUCU